UCAGCAGAGUUGUCAUGUGACACACGACGACGCGUGAGCGCGCACACAGCGACUGCGCGCAGUGUCCUUCUCAACUCGACCGGUGCUGGAGCACAAUGGACCGUCGAGUUCCGGUGGUGAUUGUGUCCACUCUCUUUUUGUCGUUUAAUGUCUGCUCCUCUCAGACUUAUGUCCUGAACGACAAAGGAGGCCUGGGAAGAGUCUUUGACGGAAUUGGAGGGUUGAGCGGUGGAGGGGCCACAUCUCGGUUACUGAUCAAUUAUGCCGAACCCUACCGCAGUCACAUAUUGGACUACCUUUUUAAGCCAGGUUUUGGAGCCUCUUUGCACAUACUGAAAGUAGAAAUCGGAGGGGACGCUCAAACGACUGAUGGAACAGAGCCGUCCCACAUGCACUAUGAGAAUGAUGAGAAUUACUUCCGAGGCUAUGAGUGGUGGCUUAUGAAAGAAGCCAAGAAGAGGAACCCUAACAUCACGCUUAUUGGUUUGCCCUGGGCAUUCCCUGGUUGGGUGGGCCGUGGUGAGAACUGGCCCUAUGACUUUCCAGAUAUCACCGCAACGUAUGUUGUGAACUGGAUCAUUGGUGCCAAGCAGUACCAUGACCUGGACAUUCAAUAUGUUGGGAUUUGGAAUGAGAGAAACUUCAACGUCAAGUACAUCAAGCUGCUACGCUACACUCUGGAUAAGAGUGGUCUGGAGAGCGUCAGGAUCAUAGCCAGUGACAACAUGUGGGAACCAAUUACUGUGUCUAUGCUGCUAGACCCUGAGCUCAGCAGUGCUGUAGACGUGAUAGGGGCUCACUACCCUGGCACCAAAACAGUGACGGAAGCCCUGGUAUCGCAGAAGAAGCUGUGGUCAUCGGAGGAUUACAGCACCUUUAACGAUGAUGUGGGAGGAGGCUGCUGGGCUCGCAUCCUCAACCAGAAUUAUGUCAAUGGACGCAUGACUGCCACCAUCUCCUGGAACCUGGUGGCCAGUUAUUAUGAUGAUCUGCCAUUUGGCAGAGAUGGGCUGAUGACUGCUGAGGAGCCCUGGAGCGGCAACUAUGUGGUUGAGUCUCCAAUCUGGAUCACAGCCCACACUACACAGUUCACCCAGCCAGGAUGGACGUACCUGGAGACUUUUGGACAUCUGGCACAAGGUGGAAGUUAUGUCGCCCUGACUGAUGGGAAAGGAAACCUUACUGUUGUCAUAGAAACCAUGACUCAUGAUCAUUCAAUCUGCAUAAGACCUCCACUCCCUGCCUUCAACGUGACAUCACAGAAUGCAACUUUCCAGUUAAAGGGAUCCUUUGCCUCUAUCAAGGAACUCCAAGUAUGGCGAUCACAGUUUAACUUCAAGACGAAAAAGCCAUCCUUCUUUGAGAAACUAGCUACACUAAAGGUUGUAGAUGGAUCAUUUACCCUAAAUCUGGAUGAAGAUGAGGUUUAUACACUCACCACAAUUACCACAGGAACAAAAGGCAGCUACCCUGACCCACCUCCCUCAGCUCGCUUUCCUAAAGUCUACAAGGAUGACUUUGAUGUUCGAAACCCUCCUUUCUCAGAGGCUCCAAAUUUUGCUGACCAGACCGGGGUGUUUGAAUACUACAUCAACCUCACUGACCCAGGGCCGCACGUCUUCACCUUUCGACAGGUUCUGACCCAGAGACCCAUCACAUGGGUAGCGGAUUCUGACCAGACUAUCAGCGUCAUAGGAGACUAUCAGUGGCAGAACCUGACAGUUACAUGUGAUAUCUUCAUGGAGCAUAUUAAGACCGGCGGUGUGUUUAUAGCAGCCAGAGUGGAUAAGGGAGGCCAGUCAGUCCGUGCUGCUAGAGGAGUCUUCUUCUGGGUGUUUGCGGAUGGUACCUACAAAGUUACUAAUGAUCUUGCUGGAAAGACUGUGCUGGCAGAGGGAUUGUCAGGUACCCGGGCAUAUAGAUGGUACACCUUAUCACUCACUGUAAAUGGCCAGUAUGCAUCAGGCUUGCUGAAUGGAUACCCACUGUGGAAGAAUGCUGUGGUACUGACACCAGCGAAUGGCUGGGCUGCCAUAGGAACACAAGCAUUUGAACUGGCCCAGUUCGAUAACUUUGCUGUUGUGGCAGAGUAUUGAUUUCACUUUUAAACAAUAGCAUACACUAUGCUGUGAAUUUUUCCAAUUACUUUACUCUCUUGAUUUAGGCACUGGAUUAACACUUGACCUUUCUAAACACAGAUUGGAUCUUUUUAUCUUUUAUAUAAGCAAUAUGCACACAAUAAGGGAAAAAGAGGAGACUAAUGUAACAUAUUGCAGUGCAUUGUUGAAUUUUUCUGUUGGAAAUAUUUGUAAAUGAUUAAAUGUGUUUUUUCUUAUGUUUUGUAUUUUUGGCUUGAAAGUCUUCGCAACUUUUAAAAAAUUCACGAGAGUGCCUGCUUCAACCAGGUGAAGAAUGUAAUGAAGAACUAAAAUGUAUACUUUAUAAUAUCUGAAUAAAUAAUGUUCCUGAUCACUGUA
This is a messenger RNA of Mugil cephalus (flathead mullet), 2477 nucleotides long. It is a transcript of the gene galcb, whose product is annotated as galactosylceramidase b. The record is from RefSeq and is a predicted model, not a curated record. Gene Ontology annotation, molecular function: galactosylceramidase activity. Lineage: Eukaryota; Metazoa; Chordata; Actinopteri; Mugiliformes; Mugilidae. The transcript is spliced from 17 exons. The coding region runs from base 96 to 2096 and encodes 666 amino acids. Gene Ontology annotation, cellular component: lysosome. Gene Ontology annotation, biological process: galactosylceramide catabolic process.